This is a messenger RNA of Schistosoma spindalis, 942 nucleotides long. The record is from the annotation of a GenBank genome assembly. NCBI's taxonomy places the organism in Eukaryota, Metazoa, Platyhelminthes, Trematoda, Strigeidida, Schistosomatidae.
CGCAAAUUUUGUACGUAGUGUUACGAGCUACUAUUGGUCGUUCAUGUUAUGCUGAACAUAUUGUCAUUAGUGUACUAAAUGUUUUUUGAUCUAGAAAUUUAUUAAUUCAUCACCAAAUAUAUAUGUUUUAUAAGUCACUAAUCCGUUUACCAUCAAUGGUCAACUUAAGUGUCGUUCUAAUGCUACUCUCCAGAAUUGGACAGUAAGGUCAUGCAGUCAUUUAAGUGUAUACUCAGGAAAGGUAUUCCAUUACGAACCGCCUAUCGAUAUCGAAGUUAUGGUGUCAAAUUAAAAAGUUUUGAUCCACCUUAUUUGUCUGUCAAACCACCUAUUCAUGUUUAUCAAGGUGUGCAGUUUGAUGUAAGAGGACAUGACUACGUGCAGCUAGAGAAGUUCACUUCAUACAUACACAAGUUUUUCAUCAAUUGUGGUUAUGAAGUUGAAAAUUUUCCACUGCCUCCCAGCAAGAAGCUCUACCGACUGUAUCAUACUAAUUCGACAAAUAUCCGGUCAGAUUUCGAAAUAUCUGAAUUUCGAAGAAUAUAUAGAGUAUUACUACUUAUUUCUGCUUACUUUUCUUGUGGUUUCUUCAGAUAUCGGGUGUGAAAGCUGUUCACUUACCAAUAUUAUUAGAUAUGAUCUACCAAAAUUUAUCUUCAGGGAUUAAAAUUCAUGUUGGAAAGAUGGAUACUUCCUUAGAUGAAAAUCGUUUCGUUCCACAACUUGAAAAAGAAGCAUUGGAAAAGGAACUGUCGAAACUCAAAUGUUAAAAAUUUCCUGAUUUUCGGCAUUUUGUACACAAAUUCAACUAGUUCUUAAGCACUGAUAUUUCUGUUUAUUGUUCCAUUCGAUCGAGAGGGUUAUUUAUUUAUUUAUUUGAACACAUAAAUAUUGGUACAAGAGGGCACCAAAUAUAUAUGUGCCACAAAAUGACUUGGUAAA